AUGCAGUUGGAUCAUCCGUUGAUAGUUUCACCAGUGCUGUUCAUCUUGCGCUGUUUAGCAAUCGCAUUAGGAUUGCCGAUUCAUUUGCUAGUGGCCGUUGUCAUUUUACGAACUCGACAACUUUACAAUCCACGAAACGCUUUUUGGUUGGGCAGCAUCGCGUGCCACUGCGCCAGUUUAAUGAUGGGCGCUUACGAAUAUUGGGCAGUGGUUGUAUUAACACGGCCCACUGGAUGGGUAUGCCGUGUCUACAGCCUACUGGUGGGCUAUCCAUACACCAUUUUGUUGGUGAGUCUUUUAUUGGCUACGGCUGACCGUUGGUUUGCCAUUAGUGACCCCAUCAAACACCGGCAAUACGUCACUGUGUCUGCAGUGGCCGUUUGUCUCGCUACGGCUUGGGUGAUCGUCUUCCUCUUCAUCACCAGUCCCUAUUGGUUAGGAAAAAUCAAACUGUUGGCCUGUUCGGUCAAUGCGGAUAUCAUCAAAUGGGUGACACUUACCCAUUUCGUCAUGAUCAUUUUAAUUAUUAUCGCUCAAAUUGCCGUUUUUGUCCGUACCCGUCACUGCUUACGAUUCAAAGCGCAUCGUCCAUCGUUAAAUCCAUCAUCGGCUGAUUAUUUGUACUCGUCCAAUAAUUCUUCAUCUUCGUCGACGACACUCAAACGGGAAGAAUAUUUCGUACAUUUGCCAAAUAAAACGAUAUGCCGUCUGGAAUUGGAAGCUUCGGUGACUCUGUUUUGCGGUGUGGCUUCCCUCUGUGUCUGCGCUCUUCCGUUAGCCCUAGUCUUUGUCACUUUGAUUGUCUGUAAACUUGGAAUCGAUCGACUGCAAUGCAACGAAGAAACAAUUGUGGCUUUAAUACCGUACGCCAGAGAACUGCUUUUAUUGCAUUCGGUGGGCAGUCCUCUGCUCUACAUCCUCAGAAGUCGUGAAUUUUCAAAGGCUUUUCGACGUACUCUUCCGCGAUGUUUUAUCUUAAUUCAACACCAAAGACAGCGUGAACGAUGUGCAAGUCCUGUGGAUCUACGACAUUUUUGAACUUGAUGUGUUUCGUUGCUUGCCCUCACGUACGCACAUCCUUUGCAUGUAGACAAAGUUUCCUAUUAUUGUCUGCAAGUCACGUCCCUUUUUUUGGGGAUUUAUCCUAGAAAACAAAAAGUUUAGUAAGUUGAUUUUAAAGACGGCAGCCAUGAAAAAGAAACAAUGGCGCUUACUGUCAAGGCUAUCAAUACUUGAUGAUGAAGCGUUUCAGCGCGCUUGUCGCAUUGAGUGAACGUCUCGAUGAACUUGUUGGAUGAAGAUCUGAUAUAAACUUGGUAAAAGGCUCGGCAGAGUAUGGCCUAUUGCGAAACCCUUUUCCUUCUUGUCGUGCUUAGUUUUGUUUUUGACGACAACUUGUAUGCAUAUCGGACGAAAAGGAUGGGUGUGAUGUGGGCGUUGUCACGAAACUCUUACUACGCCCAACAAACUUUCGGCUGCCUUGUAGAGAUUAGCCAACGCGACCAAGAUUUUCGUCUGUAUCAGCUGCUUCACUGUUGUCCCUUGUCAUGUCUUGCUAAACAAACAAUGUUUAUUACAUGUCUCUUUGCUUUAGAUGUUUAAACUUGACAAGUAGCCAAAGUAAGUAGCCUAAACCAAACAUGUCCAACAUAAUCAAUAUGAAACAUAGGAGCCGGAGAAGAAAAGCUUGUGGAUUUGUUCCUAUCCAAGUUACGUUCUUUAACCCCAUGUUAUAAUUUAUCCUCGUAUUCUCGGAAAAACAGUUCAACUUCUCCGAUCUCCGCUCGUCUUUUUGUUCGUUGGUGCUUUCGGCUAAAGCAGACGGCGAGCGCCCUUACAUGGCCAAUAUAAAAUCCCACCCAUCCCUCCACCAAAUCUACCUUUGUGUCUCUGUUUGUACAACCAUUCAGACUUAAUGCUGGCAUCGUCACAUCAAAAUACAAAUUCCUUCUUCUCCUAUGCAUGCAUGUGAGAUUGGUCUAUAAUUUGCCUGUGUCAAUGGAUGUACUAUCCUACACAAAAGACUCAACAGCCUGUUACUCUAUUACGAGUCCAUAAUAUUGCAACAUGAGCAUUAGUUUACGUGGAAACGGUGGGAUACAACCCUUCUAGGAUUACUCAGAAAGAAAAGAGAGACGUUUCCUUGUAUCGGUGGGCGAAAACGUGUGAGCAACAGCUUAGUCAACCGUGGGCGUCUGAACACAGCUGACAAUGAUUUUCCACCUAACGCACACAACUGUGCUUCUCUUAGUUGUGCGCUGAGUGUGCUAGGACCAGAUUUUCUCCCAGGUGCACGAUCCAUUCCUUUUUAUUGCAUACCACUUGCAAUCUAGGAAAUUCGUGGUAUCAAGCUGAAAUGAAAUUGUAAACGCACUCGACUGUACAAGGAGACGAUACCAUACCCAUUUGAUUUUCUCUACUUUGCCACGUGUUGCCAAGUGGGGAAAAUUAAGGCAUCGGCGAAGGAACACGCGAUCUAUUCGUCAACUCCCCACUUUGCAGCCAACGAUUCCGAAGAAGCUCAAUAUUCUGUUGCAAUUGCAAGUAAUCGUUCUCUAUUCAGAGUAUUGGUCGUGAGCCUACGUGUAACUACUCAUGGAACGCAUGGCUGGAAUAUAUUUGGUAGGAAUGACGUCGGUCUGUCAUUCUACGUUUAGUUACUCGCCUGUACUAGAAUGACGUGAAACGUAAACCGUCUACCAAACACGCGGUUAUUGUUUUUUAAUGAACUUAAUGACGAUAAUCCUCAGCUGCUUCCAGUGGUAUAUGUUGCGCCACACUAGUGACCUUUGUUUCGAGUUGUGGCUCCAAUGGUAUAUUUCCUUAAGCUCACUGAUUACCCAGAUAUUCCAAACAUGCCUUUACUUUGUCAAACGACCUCCAGACCAGACGGAUAUACAAAGCGCAAUUAAUACAGGUUAAAUAAUACAAGUUGGCUCUGUUGAAAAUA
This is a messenger RNA of Daphnia magna, 2950 nucleotides long. RefSeq names its product 5-hydroxytryptamine receptor 1D-like. Gene Ontology annotation, cellular component: dendrite; membrane. Gene Ontology annotation, biological process: G protein-coupled receptor signaling pathway, coupled to cyclic nucleotide second messenger; chemical synaptic transmission. Lineage: Eukaryota; Metazoa; Arthropoda; Branchiopoda; Diplostraca; Daphniidae. Gene Ontology annotation, molecular function: G protein-coupled serotonin receptor activity; neurotransmitter receptor activity. The record is from RefSeq and is a predicted model, not a curated record.